This is a messenger RNA of Geodia barretti, 5961 nucleotides long. Lineage: Eukaryota; Metazoa; Porifera; Demospongiae; Tetractinellida; Geodiidae. The record is from the annotation of a GenBank genome assembly.
AUACGCGACGACGAUAUUCGCGACUCGGAAAAAUGAGCGUGUGUGUGUGUGUGCGUGCGUGCAAAAUACGGAGUACCAUUAGUGGUGAGCUGAGAAUUGUAAUGUGUUGAAGUAGGAGGUUGGAAUAGCAGUGCUAUCUCUCCCUAUCUCUCCUCUUUUUUAUUUAACUGUCUCCCUUCCAAGUAAGGGUUUGAACGGUUUUGCAUUUUUUGUAGGCACGCGAGAAAACGAAAUGACAAACCAACCAUCCAUAGUAGAUAGACUAAUACUAUAUACGUAUACGUAUACAUAUCUACAGGUUUGUACGGCCGUAACCAAGGACGGUGACACUACACUAAUGACACUUGUCCACAACCCAAAGGUGAUGGCGUCUCUCCAACAGGCCAGCAGGUGCCGGGAAGACGACACGCCCCCUGCACCAGGUUUUCCUUCAUCACUUCUUGCAUUGUCGGACAUACUCGAAGGUCGCCAUUCCACGUCACUCCAGCAGUAUGGAACCGAGACCAGGAAGAAAACUGGCCACACCCCCAACAAGGUCCCCGGUGGUUUGUUUACUGGUUCCUGUGGCGACGAGACUCCGUCGUCGUCCCUAGCAACCAAACCCAGACCCAGCCCACUGCUAGUUUCGUCAACGUCUCACGCUAUACAAAAACCAGUUUUGAAAACUAGUUCUACUGGUACAUCGGAAAUGGGUACACGCAAUAGUGGUCCAGUUGCUAUCCAGGAAUUCCCCAAAAUCUUGGGAAUUUUGAAAAAAGAGGACAAAAUCAUAGCAAACUUUGCUGCCGGCAAAAGCCAGGAGCCUUCCACUUCCAAUUUCGACCUUUUGACCUCCGUUUUCAGAGGGACCGAACCUGUCGAAACAGAAAACAUUAAAACAACAACAACAACAACAACAACAACACGAGCAACAAACUAAACAAAAGGGAACGGAAGGAGAGCAUUCGUCGAGUGGUGCUACCGCAGUUGUCGGUUCGGGCGGCGAGGCGUCCCAUUCCCAUUCCACUGAAUCUGGAACCGGUCUGCGACUGGCACAGUACACACUGGACAGUGUACCUGAAGCCCAGGUUACGCAAUCGCGUUACUCCUCUCGUCUCCUUGAGCUAAUGUCUUCUGCCAAAAAUACGCUACUAACAAAACCUUUGCCGUCCGAAACACAGGGAUUUACGACAAUCGAUUUGGCAGUUAACCCCAAAGAAACUGAUGCGAGCUCAGCGUCGACUGCGAGUGAUUCCGUUAGAGCGAGUGGAGCAGAGCAUUUUCAGGAGGGGAUUCGGAGAUUGAUGAACUUACAACUUCAUUUCUACCUGAGGGGUCUCCUGAUCAAGCCUGAUGAUAUGCCGGUGGUGAAAAACGCUCCCCUCGAUUGUCUGGAGUUUUUCCACCAUUGGUUUGCCGCCUGUGUUAAGAAAAUGAAAGAACAACACAGUUUCCCGCUAGACCCUGAAAAACUCGACGUCGUCCGUGAAAUAAUGGCUGACAAGCCACAGGGAGAUUUUGAAAUGUAUCUCUCCAUUGCAAUGAGUGGACUGAGGAUUAUGUUAAUUGAAUGUGAUGAUCCGGCAAGAGUAAUCGCCUCAUCUGCUGCCUUGGCAACCGAUAAACAAUCUCAGGGAUCGACGUCGUCAGAGUCAGAUGUAGUCAUGGAAGCACAGCCAACGACAUCUUCCUCGUCGGUCGCUACGCCAACAACAGAUGAACCAUCCGAAAUGCAACCGCCGACAACAACACCUGAUGCAGGGGUUGCCAUAGAAACAGCACCUAGCAAUGCAGCCGGUGCCCAAGACCAUGAGUCUGGUGGUGGAAAUAAAUUUAAACCAAAGUCUCUAUUUUCAGUGGAAACAAGAAACUCUGAGAAUGAUUUUCUCUCUCCUCUUUUUACGAACUGGCCUUGUAUUGUGACAACUGUCCUGGGAUGCUACCCUCCUGCCCCAUCCGUGGAUCGCGCAACCCUCCCUCAGCAAAGAGACCAAGGCAUCGGGCAACCAGGCGACCCAUUGCAGGAUUGGCCGUCCCAGAGUAAAGGAUUAUCUUCGGUUCAAUCCAUCGAUAGCUUCACUUCUCACUUUGUGCUAAACUGUGACGAAACAUCCAUUGAAAAUUUCACAUCCACGAUUGUCGAAAAGAUCAAUUCGUGUUUAGCCGAAUCAAAUCAGUGUUCGGUUGAUAUCCUUGAUCUGAGUGUACACGACGUCAACAUGAGACUGGUUGACGACAGGGUCAUCCCCAUUCUGGUCGGGAAACGGUUCCUGGAUUCGGUGAUCCGGGUACUCGGAAUGGAGCACAGCAGAGUGAAGAACACGUUUGUAGAGAUGCAGCAACUACGAUCUCGUGGAGGAGAGGGGGAGGGGUCUGGCGGAAGGAGAACCGGAGGAGGGAGAGAGGGAGGAGGGAGAGGGUUAAGGUCUGAAAUUGACAGUGGUCGUAGUUCUUCAGCUCUACCUCAAGAUAUCGUGAAAGUCACAAAAUCAAUUCUGGCCAAAUUUUCGUGGCUGGCGGUUGCUUCUCUAUCUCGCUCGGCCGACAUGGCUGCAACGCCCGUGACUCUGGGGAUUUCGAAACCGAUGGGAGCUAGUUCUGUGUCCGCCGAGUAUAGCGCCGGUGGUCCGAGACAUGGGGGGACCUCUUCUUACAGAGGGACGCACAGGCAACCAGAGGAUUUGAGCUGGUCCCAUCAGCGACAGCUGCACGUUCGUUCAGCCUACCACACCCUCAACCUCCCUCCCCUCCCCUCCAACCCCCUCCUCCCUCCUUCCGAAGGGAUCACCCUCCGUCCCGUUGCCCGAUCGGAUGUCCCGAGUUCAGAUCGGGCGUCCGGUUCUGCGACGGGCGAGGUUCUCGCUACAGAGGUAGAAAUGGGUUCGGGUCACGACAGCAGUUUCGAUGAAGAAGGCAUCUCGGAUCAGGACGCUGAGAGACCAGGUUCAUCGUUUCUUCAUUCACCGUCCGACGCCGCCUCGUACAUUCCCAUGUCUCCCACAAACCUGUCCAACCUGAUUGACCCGCACCUCCUAGGAGUGUGGAGCUCGUCAAGCUCGUCUGACGAGGACGGAUUCAACACUGAGACCUUCUUCACCUUUGAGGAGGCCGCUGACACUUCGCCUCCGAGGCCGAGAGAGCAAGCCCUCGCCUCUCCUGACAACAUCUACCCGUUUGCCUGGGCUCUGGACGGACGGAGGAUCGGAGAAUCGUCUAAUUCUUCCUUUAGAAGCGACUCACCGUCGCAUUUCUUGUUCGGAGGUCACCACGAGCAGAACAUGCCUCUCUUCACCAUCCCUAGUGUCAGGUUCGGGGCCGGUUUUCUCUCCAGAACUUUCUCCCGUUUCGUAAAGGACCUCGUCGAUAUCGCUGUUACCAUCUGCGACGACAAAACCACCAAGACAAAGUUGGUGUUGCCGGCGAAACUGCAGUGUCACCUAGUGAGGCAGACUCUAUCCCAAUUGGAGAGCACCUGGAGAUGGGUGAUAAAAGUACUGGAUGUUGCCGAGGGCCAGCUGCAGCGGGGGCAAAACUUUGAUGUUCAGCGUCACGUGAUGUCACUCCGUAGCGACGGCCCCACCCCCACGACAUCAUCGCACACUCCCUCCCACGACUCGUAUCGCAGUUUCAUCGGUUCAACUCCAGCAGAGUACAUGACCUAUCUCCUGAGAGCCCAUGCCAAGGAGGACACAGAUUGUCUGCCUGUUAUUGACCUUUACGGGUAUGAACAUGUUGUGUUUGUGUUGGAUGCUCUCAUAUACACACUCACCCACUGGCCCAAAGCUGCAGUCGUUCAAACCGACCAAUCAAAUCAAUCGAACCCCGCGACGACAUCACCUCCGUCCUCCGGCAACCAAUCAACCAAUCAAAACACGGGAACAGAGCCACUCCAAAUGGAGCACACCUCGGCGACCGACAUGGAUACAGCUGUCGCUAGGGACGAACGGUUUUUCAAGCGCAGUGAGUCGAUCCUGGCGAGCAGCGGGACCUCUGAGAGCGAGGGGGACCACGAAACCCAAAAAUCGAACCAGAAUUUUUUCGGCCCCCGGAGGGCGCUCAUCGAAUCGCCCGACUUUGUGGGGAACGAGAGUUUUUUCGGUGGGGGGGCAUCGGAGGGUCAAUUUUCGCAGCCGUUGAGCGAAGCUUAUCCGUUGGCACAGCAACCGCAUCUCCUGAAGCCAAACGCGAAGAAGGAACAGUUGUUCAGUACUCCGGGGAGGUUGGGAGGGGAGGGAGAGGGGGGAGGAGGGGGAGAGGGGAGAGAGGAGAGGAGGACGGGGAGGAGGGAGCUGCCUGUUUCUUACGACAGCAGUGAGGGAAGUGCCCCGGCCAUCCUACCUCCCGUGACCCUCUCUCUCUCGGUCGACACGGCUCUCCAGAGGUGGCACAACUGCAUCAGUGUCUUUGCCCACGUCUUCCUGGCCGAGGGACCCGGAGGAGAGAGAGAUAACUUCCUCAACGCCAGAGCCGGGUUUGCCAGUCGUAUGGCCAGGUUCAGACAGCAGGUGAGUCAGCUGUACGAUGCGGCCAUGACCCACCGGGAAUGGAGCAGCUCAGUGUCCAACUCCCUCUCCCUCAAGAUUAGGAGGGACUUCCUCCUACAAGAUGCCUUGGAGAACAUGCAACAGCUCACAAAGUUCCACUAUUCUCAAGUGAGGGUGAAGUUCGAGGGGGAGGAAGGAUCGGGUCCAGGAGUCAACCGAGGGUUCUUCUCCAGUCUGGCCAAUGAACUCAAGUCCUCCGACACUUCAAAACCAGUUCUGAAACAGGUGGGUGUUCUACUCUCGGAGCCAGGCAAACAACCGGAACAGAGUGGUCUCUUUGCUCCUUGUCCCUUUCUGCCUUCUCACAGCAUUUCUCCCUCAAAACUUACCACCAUCAGGGAGCAGAGAAGGAAGUAUUUCCGAGCCGUGGGCAGAUUCUUGGGUCUGUGUUUCUGGUUCAGAUAUACCAUUCCCCUUAUGGUGUGCAGACAUGUGGCCAAAUAUCUCCUGGGAAGGGACUUGGCGUGGCACGAUCUGGCGUUCUACAACGCGGAUCUCUACGAGGGGCUGCGAAGAAUGCUCCAAGACGUUCAGGAGGAAAAGAAAUCAGAGGAAGAUUUUACCAACACCUACUGUUGCUACUUUGAGGCCCCUCUGUCGGGCUCAGUAGAGCCAUUUCUGGUGGACCUGAUUCCAGGAGGCUCCAAGAUACCUGUCACUCCCGAUCGAGUCCAGGAAUACGUCAGGUUGUAUGCGACGUUCAUGAUGUACGGAUGUGUCCGCGACGAGCUGAAGGCCAUGAAAGAGGGACUCAAUGAUGUCAUACCUCCAGAGCUUCUAUCAGGACUCACUGCCGAGGAUUUCCAGUUGCUACUCUCGGGAGGGUCGGCCAGCAUAUCUCUCUCGCGACUCAAAUCAGUCAUUCGGUUCAACCACACCCACGGGAGCUCGCCCACAGUCUGCGACAGAUUUGAAAAGAUGUUCUGGAGGGUUGUCAGUCACAUGACCAACACUCAGAGACAAGAGCUCCUCUAUUUCGCAACCGGCAGCGGGGCCCUCCCUUCGUCUUCCGAGUCUAACGAUCAAAAUCCAGCCAUCCAGAUAACAAUCAACGUGAUAGGGACGGGCAACACCAAAUCUCUGCCAGUGGCCUCCACAUGUAGCCAGCGAAUGUCGAUCCCUCUCUAUCCUUCCUACCUCAUUCUCAAGAAGAAACUCCUGCAAGCCAUCCAGUGCCAGGCUUACGGUCUUGGGUAAUAUUAUUACAUUGUCGUUGAACUCUACUACUACAUCUUUCUCUCACAUUACUUAUUAUUGCAUUUUCUUACGUCAUCUGCACUUCUUCCUCUCUCGAAUGUUACUUUUGUUCAAAAAUUAUCAUUUUAUGCGAGCAAGCGGACUAUAAUAGAGUGUAACCUAUUAAUAUUGAUGUUGCAUCAAAUAAUCAUGAACUCUGGUGCACAACCGGCUAUCUUCAUUGUGCUCUGUUUACAUAGCC